AUGAAGGUGAUCAACACAACGAUCAUGAAGGACUUGCAAGAAAUCAACGAGAAGGUCAAGGAGAAGACACUCGAGCUGCGCAGGGAGCGAGUGCGUCUUAUCCAGGAGAAGGUGCGAGAGCUGUGGGGAACAGACAUCGAGCUGGACGGCACCCUCCGCGGCGCCGAGCUGGACCUGGAGCAGCUAUCGAAGGCCAAUUUGACGGACGGCCAAGUGGUCAAGCUGGAAGGGAACGAGCUUGAGGGCGAGCGAGCUAGCACCCCGCCCCCCCUCAGUGACGAUGAGUUGGCACCUCUUCCUUCUAACUCCAUCAUCUUCGGCAAUAUGUAUGACCAGUACCAGAACCAGCUGGACGACCUUGCCAAGCAGCAUCAGCAGGAGAUGGAGACCUUCAUCCGAGAGCAGGAGAUGAACACGAAACGCAUCAGCGAAAACCUGCAAGACAAGCUGAUGGCGAGGAGGCAGAGACGCGCGAGGAUGAGGAUCGAGGAGAAACAGAAGACGGCGCUCACUCAGUGA
Messenger RNA from Penaeus monodon (black tiger shrimp), 519 nucleotides. RefSeq lists its product as uncharacterized. NCBI's taxonomy places the organism in Eukaryota, Metazoa, Arthropoda, Malacostraca, Decapoda, Penaeidae. The record is from RefSeq and is a predicted model, not a curated record. The transcript is spliced from 5 exons. Bases 1 to 519 code for a protein of 172 amino acids.